Cuscuta europaea is the source of this 1837-nucleotide messenger RNA. The record is from the annotation of a GenBank genome assembly. Lineage: Eukaryota; Viridiplantae; Streptophyta; Magnoliopsida; Solanales; Convolvulaceae.
AUUUGGUGCAUAUGAUGCCACGAUGCCUUCGGUCAACCCCAUAUUUUCGACUAUCCAAGUGAUUAUAGGAUGAAGAAAUUAGGGCGGCGGUGUUAAUUUGAUAUAAAUGCAUCUCUCUUAGAAUUUGAUUUGGUUAAUUUACUUCCAGGUAAACUACCAGUGUUUGUUCCGUCAAUUCACAAUCUUCCCCUCUUUCCUCAAUAUGCUUCGUCGUUUUGAGUAAUCGAUUUUCACAGUCGCCGCUCCCCAUGGCACUUCCUCUCGGCAAGGUCGCAUUCCUCUUCGGAACCGGCGUUGUGGUGUCAGCACUUGCUAAAGAAUCAAAUGCAGCUGAUUAUCUCUCAGGUGCCUUCAAGAUUUUGUGGAGACAACUCAAGCAAGAUAAUUCAAAAAAUUCAAAUCUUAAGCCUCGUAGUGAUGCUUUGUUGCAGCAGGUCAAUAGCUUGCGAGAGGAGCUGCAGCUCUUGGCAUCUAAUAAUAGAUCUAUAACCAUUGUUACUUCAGGUGGUUCAGGCUCAAGUGGUAGAUAUGGCUUGAUCAUUGUUGUUGUGGUGGUUGGAUAUGGAUAUAUUUGGUGGAAGGGCUGGAAGCUACCUAAUUGGAUGUUUGCAACCCGGCGUGGCUUAAAUGAUGCCUGCUCUGCUGUGGCCAAACAGCUUGAGGGGGUUUACACUUCAAUUUCGGAAACAAAAAAACAUUUAUCUUCUCGAAUCAACCGUCUUGAUUCCAAAGUAGAUGAGUGUGCUGACAAUACAGCUGCAAUUAGAGAGGAGGUUUCUGAAUUUAGAGGGGAGGUGAGAACACUUGGUAAUGAUCUUGAAUCAGUUACCUUUGUUGUCCAAAAUCUGGAGACCAAAAUUAGUAGAAUAGAAGGGAGACAGAGGGAGACAAACUUUGUCCUGGGAAAGUUGAUUGCUUAUUCAAGAAAUUUAGAAAAAAGUGAAGGCAUGGAGCAGAUUGAGGCAUCUGCGUCAUGUUCAAUCAAUACUGCUCUUGAAUUUCCAGCAGCAACUCCGACCCUUCUUGUUGAAUCCACUUCCUGUUCAACUGUUGAACCACCAUCUCCAUUUUCUUCCAAUGGAUAUGAGAAAGGCUCCCUGCAUAGAGGUCUGUCCACUGGUGCAAAGAUUCACCAUGGAAUAUCAGAUGUGGUAGGGUUGAUCGGUGGAGUCGGUCCUCACAUCCAAAAUACACAUUCAACAACAGAAGGGGCAAACCCUCAACAUUCAAAUUCAACUUUUGGUUUGUCUGGACGCACACUAUCUGCCAAUGCUGCAAUUCUUACAAGAAGCCGAGGGGCAGUUCAGACUUUCAAUUUUUGAUCGAAGGUAUAUUCUUAAUGCAUGUGAGGAGAGGUUCCUGGUCUUGACAUCUUAGUUUUACUGCCCCAAUCUGCGAAUGAUGGAGCUCAUGCCACCGCUUGUUCUCUUUUGCAGCUGAUUUUUCCUGAGCCGGAGCUUGCAUGCAAGGCUGCAAAGCAUGUUAUAGUGUUAAUUUAGAGUUCAAGUGUGUUUUUUGUCAACUCGAGUAGAUAUGAUAAAGCAGAAAAGGUGGACCUAAGGUUGAAGUAGACGUGUGCCAACCCUUUCUUUAGAAAGCAUCCUUGGUAGUUGACUAGUUUGGUACAUUGCAUUAUUUAACUGGGUAUUUUGUUUAGGGAAAAAUAUUUAAAAUACCCGGUGUUUUUAUUUAGGUGUUUUUAUUUAGGAAAAAGUAUUUAAAAUACCCCAAACUUUGAAGGGGUGUGAGAUAAACACCUCAAACUUUCAUAUGUAAUUUAAAUACCCCAAACUUUUUAUAAAAAGUUAUUUUAACACUAUGGUCAUGUUCACGGCUA